Molecule: messenger RNA, 3046 nt
Organism: Actinia tenebrosa (Australian red waratah sea anemone)
Lineage: Eukaryota; Metazoa; Cnidaria; Anthozoa; Actiniaria; Actiniidae
Product: nucleoprotein TPR
Biological process (GO): regulation of mitotic spindle assembly; protein import into nucleus; mRNA export from nucleus
Cellular component (GO): nuclear pore
Molecular function (GO): structural constituent of nuclear pore
Source: RefSeq, a predicted model, not a curated record
UUAUCGCUUCAUUUUGGCAUUCCAAAAGAAACUUUGAUUAGAAUUUCAGAUAUCAAUGAAGAUGUUAAUAAUCUGGUUAAAAGAUCUAUUCUGUACUUGAAGGAACAAAGCAAUAAAGAUCAAAAAUGGCGGACGGAGAUGAUGAGUUUACGACGUGCACGUGUUAACGCCGAACAACAGUUUAACCAGUUGGAAAAACAGCUCAUAACAUGCAACACAAAGCUGGAGGCUGAAACAAGGAGAAAUGCCAAACUUGCUAAAGAGCUGGAAGAAACAGGUACUUCUCUUGCUGAUAAACAAAAAAGGUUACAAGAAGUUGAAGGAAUCAAAGAAGAUGCUUCAACUAAUUAUUCAAGAGUUGCCAAGUUGAAUGAACAGCUAGAAACUGAAAAACUUGAACUUCUUGCAACACUGGAAAGAAAAAGACAAGAGAUUGAAGGCCUAAAUGAGGAAUGGAAAAAUAUGUCUGAAAAACUAUCAAAUGCAAACUCGGAAAAAUGCAAAGCUGAGGCAAAGCUAGAUGAAAUUCAAAGUCAAGAAACGUCUUUCAUGUUUAAAGAAAAACGCUUGAUGCAAGAAACAGAGUUGUUGAAGAAACAGAAUGAAUGGCUCAAUCAAGAAUUGAAAGCCAAGACAGAAGAACUGUGUACCAUCAGGAAAGACAAGUCAACACAAGUGAUAGAACUUCAAAGUCAGUUGGAUGAGAAGCAAGAUGAGCUUAAGCAUGUCAAGACAUUACUUGAAGAUUCCUACAAAAAGGAAGCUGAGAUGGAAUCAAAAGUAGAGUCCUACAUGGAGAAGUUGAAAGAGGUACGAUAUGAACUUGUCAAGUCUGAUGAACAAUACAAGAUGGAGCUAGCUUCACAAUCCAAAUUAGCUGAUUUAUACAAGAAUGAGGCUGCAGAAAACACCAAAAAGUGUAAAGAGAUGCUGAGUGCUAUGGAAGAGUUACAGAMGUUCUUGAAAAAUGCCGAGGAAGCUCGACUAGAAUCUGAGAGCAAGCUGAAAGAACAGGAAGAAUCGAAUGAAAAAGUUUUAUCUGAAUUAAAUAACAAAAUCGCCAAACUUGAAAAUGAACUUGAGAAUGCCAAUGACCUUUUGCAAGCUGCAAGACAGAGAGGUAUUGCACCCAUGACGUCGGAGAGCUUAAGUGCAUUAUCACCUACUGCCGCAGCAACAAGUUCCUUACUGAAAUCAGGAAUGACUCUCACUGAAAUCUAUUCCCAGUAUGUAGAGGUAUCAGACUCACUCCAGCAAGAAAGAGAUGAAAAUGUUCGUCUAAAAAAUUAUCUGGAUCAAAUAAUGAAGGAACUUGAAGAAAAGGCACCCAUUUUACAGCAACAAAGACGGGACUAUGAGAAUGCUCUUCAUAGUGUUGACAAGUUGACAAUGAAACUUGAAAGUUCACUUGUUGAACAUGAAAAGCUAGCCAUUGAAUCAGAAGACUCAAGAAAACAAUGUGAGCAUCUAAAGAGAGAAAACAACAGAUUAAAGACCCUAAGUGCUGAUCUUAGCCAACAGGUCCAAGUUCUUUUGAAAGAGUGUGAAGAAGCCAGAGCAGGAAAAAUGAUGACAAUGAACACAUCGUCUGAGGAAGUGUCAAGCUCAUCACAAGUCAUCUCUAGUCAUCUUGUCACAUUUAAAAACAUUGAAGAGCUGCAGCAGCAGAACCAGAGACUGUUGGCUGUGGUCAGGGAGCUCAGUGAGGACAAAGAAAAGAAUGAGCAAAGAGGACCAGAUAACAUGAUAACAGACUUGAAGGAUCAGUUGAGUGUGGCUUUGAAAGAACURGAGCAUGUUAAAGAUGAGAGAUCAAGACAGAUGAACAUGGUUGAAGUUAUGGUAAGACAGAGAGACAUGUACCGUGUUCUGCUGGCUAAUACUGGACAAUYGCCUAUUCCCUUACCUACAGACGAAUCAUUCCUUCAGACCAGAUCACCAAGUGCUCAUGACAAGUCUCUUGCUGCUGUAGAACAAACAAGAGAUGCGCUAAGAGAACUACAAAAGCACUUCGCAGAUUACAAAGACGAAAGGAAACUAGCUGAAGAUAAAUUAACUGAAAGGCUCGACAGUCUACAAAUGGAGAAUGCACAACUACGCGGUGAAGGCUCCAAACUAAAAUCCCAGGUGGAGUUUUCAGAAGAACGCUACAAAAUGCUUCAUUCAAAUGUUGAAGGAUUCAAGAAAGAAGCAAAAGCAGCCAGUGAAAAAUCCCACCAGUUAAACCUGUCCAACACAAAACUACAGGCAMAACUAGACUCUCAGUCACAGGAACUUUCUGUGCUCAAAGACAAGUUGAAUAAAUCAGAGGUGACCUGUGAAAAUAUCAAAGCCGAGAAAGCCAUGCUGAGGGAAUCAGAAGUGAGACUGUUACAAGAGAACAARUCUCUCCUGGAACAGCAAAAGAAUCAGAAUUCGUUGCUAACAAAUUUGCGRAGUCUACAGAACCAAUUAGAAAGAACAGAAUUUGAAACACGAACAAGGCUKGAAAAUCAAGUUGAAGCUCUGCAGAAAGAAAGCACCAUGGUAAAGAGAAAGCUGGAAGCAGAGGAAUCACAUCACACCAAUAUCAUCAGGAAACUAGAGAACCAAGUGCAGGAGCUUAGGGCACAAAUCGAUACAGAGGCUAAAAGCAACAGGCAGGCUAGAGACAUGCUGGUCACAAAUACUAAAGAAAUGGAAACUUUACAAACUAAGUAUGCCGAAGCGAAGGCCCAGCAUGAAGCUGCUGAAAGGAGACUAAACAACCUAUUAACAAAAGACAGAGAGACAGAAAAAGAAGAGGCAGACAAAGCAAGGAAGGAGCUUGAAGAGAAGUACAGCAUUUUGCUGCAGGAAGCUGAAAUGAACUUGAAGGAAUCUGAAGCUAAAGUCAAAGGUAUUUCAUCAUUAUGUGAGACACAAAACUAGUACGGCAUUUCGUGACUAAGUCUUUAUGUAAAUAUUAGAGUGUGUGACGAAAUGUUCAUGUAACCAGAUAGUAGUUUUGUAACCAGAGAUAGAUAGGGAUAUAUUCUUACACACAUGUACUGAGCAUAGAUCUCAA